AUGCAAGGCCGACGUGAGUCCUCCCUCAAUGCGAGUGUGUACAAACUGUACAACUCGAUUCAACUGCUAACCAAUUGGCCUCCCCCACAGCCCAAGGCCGAUGCGUUCAACUGCGCCCAGCGAGCCCACACGAACUACCUUGAGAACGCACCACAGACGAUGCUGCUCACUCUCGUUGCUGGACUCAAGUAUCCUGCCGCCACGACGUUGAUCGGAGCUACAUGGGUGGUGAUGCGCGUGCUGUUCUUGUACGGAUAUGUCUACUCCGGCCAGGCUGCGGGAGCCGGACGGAAGUACGGUGGCGGCUUCUGGUUCGCUCAGAUGGCGCUCUGGGGCAUGACGGUGUUUGGCGUCGCAUUGCCCAUGAUGCAAGCUCCUGCUUCCCCAUUCUAG
Molecule: messenger RNA, 393 nt
Organism: Trichophyton benhamiae CBS 112371
Lineage: Eukaryota; Fungi; Ascomycota; Eurotiomycetes; Onygenales; Arthrodermataceae
Exons: 1
Coding region: 1-393 (130 amino acids)
Cellular component (GO): membrane; nuclear envelope; endoplasmic reticulum
Molecular function (GO): glutathione peroxidase activity; glutathione transferase activity
Source: RefSeq, a predicted model, not a curated record